GAAGUUUUCUCUAUGCUAGAGAAGAUUUCACCUGUACCGCCUCUUGUCUUAUACCUCUUGAGUAUUGACUUUAAUAUUGAGAAACAGAGUACGCCAUGCUAAGGUUCGUUAUAUCGGAAAAUUCCGUUGCAGCAGAAUGUCACAGUGCCACGUAGUCAACCGGAUUCAUCAAGCAAUCCGGCCAUAGAAAGGGAUAGAUACAUCCGUUGGACAAUCGGAUUAAACAUCAGAUUGAACGUCGCGUUGAAUCAAAUCAAUCAAUCGGACGGUCGAAUAUGAAUUCAGUAGGAGGGUGACUACUUAAUUGUUCCUUAGCGGUGUGUUAGUAUAGUGACCAACUGGUAGUGCGUUUAGCGGUGUGCUUUAGACGAGAAAGAAACGAACCAACUCGUAGACUCGUAGUGCGUCGUACUUCGGUAUUCUUUCCGGCACUGUUUCUUCUUUUCUGGGAUUGUUGUCCGUCACGCUCUCCGAUGAGCAGGAUAUGAUUGAUGGUAGCGUGUGUGAGGUAGGAUACUAGGACUGGCUGGAUCUGAUCGCUUGUUUCGAUCUGCGAAGGAGUGAGGGAGUCGUUGGAGGAGGUUUAGUCAGUACAAUGCCUAUUUUCUACUAUUUUCCUGUUUUUGACUUUAGCCAAUAUUAGUCUGCCAGGCACUAGUAGCUUUAUUGGUGAGUUUUUUAUUUUAGUAGGCGCUUUUCAAGUUGCGCCCAACGUGGCAACAUUAGCAGCCAUUGGAAUGAUUUUAGGAGCAGCUUAUUCCAUUUGGCUCUCGUGUUGUGUUUGGAAAUUUCAAGCCGUAUUUCAUUCAUAAGUUCUCCGAUUAUCCUAGAGCAGAUGUUUGAAGGCGAUAUUGGAAGGCUGGAAUCUCCACGCUGCGUCUCUGCUUACAAGAUGGAUGUGUGAAUGCGAUUUCUCAUCGGUUUGGCGCCAGCUGUUUGCGCAGCGUGUCCUGAUCGCGGAUAAUCUUCCCGCUACGUCUGUCUAUUCGUUGUCUUUUUGGCUUUUGUGCUGUGUCCGUUCGCUUUAAGCCGCUUCUCCUUUUGAGCGUCCUUCAUCCUGCUCUAUCUGAUAUGAAGGACGGUAUACUCUCGAUGUACAGCCGUAGUUUCUGGCACCCGACCGCCACCGCGAUGCUCUCUGCGACGUCCCGGCGUGAGAGAGAAGUUCACACAGCUGCUGCUGAUGAUGAUGAGGCGACGAAGACAGUUCAAUGCCGCUCGGUAUGAUGAAGAACUUCAGUAACAGGGGCCUAUUUCGAUCUUCAUUAUUGGCGCUGGAGGUCGAAAACUUUUCCAUCCAUCUCGACCUUCAGAAUAUCGUCUUCUUGUUAUGAUCUAUCGUUCCUGUCGAUGCUGCUUGAAGAGUAGUGCAUGGAUAUUGUCGAGGGAUGAGUCGCUGACUUUGUCAUCGAUAUCGCAGCCCUCAGGAAAGGCAGACAGCGCGAUUGAGGAGAAUCUGAUCGAGAUGUGGAAGAAAAGUGAGGGUGCCGAUGAUGAACAAGGAGAGCGGAGGAACCUCCGGAAGACGGGACUGUUCCCGUUCUUCAGGAAGAGUAGUAGGGGAUGGGAACUUGUCCACCCAUCUCGACCUUAAGGAAUAUCGGGCAAUUGACAAUUCCACACGGCUCCAUUGAGAUGGUCGGGGUAAUUUCUCAGGAGGGAGUCACUUGAGGGGGUGGUAAGAGCCGCCUCCUCAAGUGGUCUCUCAUAUAUGACGGCUCUAACUAUUGGUGGGAAGCUGCACCUGCUGAAAAACGGGUCAUGCGUCCCAGAUAGUACAAUUCAAAGCUGAGGUUGUUGUCCUGUAGGCUGGACUUCGCGCUGCUGAAGGGCCAGUGUUUCCGAUGUCCCGUCUGUCUCUCUCUGUUUCUACCCUUUUUCCUUUUCCAGCGGCCCAGAAAAUACACAGUACAAAUCUGAGGGAGUCGACUUUUGACGAAACUGGUAUGACAUUGAUCGACGCACCGGGCGGGGUGGAUUGCUUUUCCGAAGGAGAUGCUGGGCUCGGUUUCCAGCACAUUCGAUCUCAGGAUCCGCAGACGUUUGUAUGGUGAAGAUGAGAAGGUGGAUAUGUACGAGCUUUGUUUUA
Molecule: messenger RNA, 2089 nt
Organism: Chara braunii
Lineage: Eukaryota; Viridiplantae; Streptophyta; Charophyceae; Charales; Characeae
Source: the annotation of a GenBank genome assembly